AUGUCUUCUUACUUUGCUCUGGGAGCCACCGGAUUGUGUGGCAAUUUCUUCACCAACAUUGCUCUUAAGUCAUCGAGUGUGUCGCAGGUGUUCACGUUGACUCGGCGUGAGGUUUCUGUCUCUGGCGAGCCUUCUAAGCUGGUUGCCACCUUGGAAAAAGAUACAGAGAAAUGGCCUUCUAUUAUCAAGUCUCUGGACAUUCCCAACCACUCUACGUACUAUUCAUCUUUUGGUACCACCAGAAAGGCGGCUGGCAGUGCUGAGGCGUUUGUCAAGAUCGACGAAGGCAUCAAUGUGGAUGCUUUCACCGCUGCGAAGGAGUCGGGCAAAUUUGACACUGCCGUUUUAGUUUCCAGUACUGGUGCCAAUGCAGACUCCCGGUUCCUUUAUUUUGCCACCAAGGGCCGCAUCGAAGAUAAGUUGAAGGCAUUGAAGUUCAAGCGGACUAUCAUUUUGAGACCAGGUCCAUUGCUCGGUGAAAGAGCUCAAUCCAAAGGUUUUGGAGAAAGCGUUAUUAGAAGUCUAGGACCAUGGGUUAAAGGAACGCCGCUUGCAGGCGCGUUUGGCCACCCGGUGUUUGCUGAGGAAGUGGCCAAAGUGGCUUUCUUCCUCAGUCAGAAGCCAAUCGAGAAGGAAAACGAGGUGAUUGUUGUUUCCAGCAGCGAAAUCCUCAAGAUUGUUGACGAAAACAAAUUAUGA
Messenger RNA from Ogataea philodendri, 699 nucleotides. RefSeq lists its product as uncharacterized. The transcript has a single exon. The record is from RefSeq and is a predicted model, not a curated record. Gene Ontology annotation, biological process: import into nucleus. Bases 1 to 699 code for a protein of 232 amino acids. Lineage: Eukaryota; Fungi; Ascomycota; Pichiomycetes; Pichiales; Pichiaceae. Gene Ontology annotation, cellular component: cytoplasm.